Molecule: messenger RNA, 1225 nt
Organism: Fundulus heteroclitus (mummichog)
Lineage: Eukaryota; Metazoa; Chordata; Actinopteri; Cyprinodontiformes; Fundulidae
Product: papilin
Exons: 7
Coding region: 197-847 (216 amino acids)
Biological process (GO): extracellular matrix organization
Cellular component (GO): extracellular matrix
Molecular function (GO): metalloendopeptidase activity
Source: RefSeq, a predicted model, not a curated record
GAACUCCUCCAUCUUGUUUGCUACUAGUUCUAGUAAGAGCUAGUGCUGCCGUUUUUCCUAAGUUACUGAAGGAUACUUCCGGUAAGAUGGCGCUGUGAGCAGCAACGUUUUUUCGGAGCUCUUAGUUCGGUCCCUCAAAACGCCUGGGCUGUGACAACAUGCUAGAGUCUCCUCAGCAGGAAGACCCCUGCCUGCAAUGUGGGGGCAAUGGCCAGUCCUGCUACCUCGUCAAGAACACCUUCACUGUGCGCGACCUGCUAGCUGGCUACAACCAGAUGUUCAUCAUCCCAGUCGGAGUGACAACCAUCAGCAUCAGAGAGACGUCGGCGACACGGAACUAUCUUGCUACGCACGAUCAGCCAUCAAGAACCUGCGUGGCGAAUACUACCUCAAUGGCCAUUGGGUAAUUGAGUUUUCUAGGGCAACACCCAUUGCUGGGACCAUGCUCUACUACCAACGAGGUGCUGAGGGUGAAAGCGUACCUGAAACCAUCAUUGGCCGCGGUCCUACGACUGAACCACUUGUUGUUGAGCUGAUCAGCCAAGAGCCUAACCAGGGCAUUGAGUAUGAAUAUUACCUCCCACAUGGACGUUCCAGGGAGGGCUACUAUUGGAGCUUUGGAUCAUGGUCUUCUUGCAGCAGAGAAUGUGGAUCAGGCUAUCAGUCUCGCUUGGUCUUCUGCACGAUUGACAAUGAAGCCUAUCCGGACUAUCUCUGCGCUUCUCUGCUAAGGCCACAGUCAAACCGUACAUGCAACCCUCAUCCAUGCCCACAAACCCAAAGGAUGGCAUACCUGUAUCCACCACAGUUGUGGAGAUCCUUCAUGAGACUCAGAGUACUCAGGUAACUCAGGGUCUGUAGUCGUUGUGAAAUUCAAACUGACUGCAAACACAAGGGGGAGAUGAAACAGCUCCUUUUUAGCAGUCCUAUUAGUUAAUUAACAUUUUUGCAAUAAAUUGGAGAUAAGGAAAACAGGCUAGUAUUUGGCUAAAGACCUACAAAAGACACUGAUUUAGCCAAAGCAGAUUUGUAAAUCUAUUGUAAAUCUAUGAAAUCUCCAUCCAGAAUCAUAGCAUCUUCCCCUUAAAAUGUGUUUGUAUGUAGUACAAAGCUUAGUCCUGCACGUAGAAUAAGAACUAAAGUAUGUGGCAACUGUCCUGCUCAGAGAUCACCUUUCAGAUUAGAUUUGUUUACCAUGUCUCUUGAGGAAUAACAUGCACCUUUU